AUGAAAUUGGUUGUGGGAGGUGGAACACUUCAAUUUUGGAAAAAGGAAUUUUGUUCCACCAAAACGACAGAGUAUGACUUUCAACUUGCUGCUGCCGUCUCACGCGUAGUUCUCAUUCUUUGUUCUUCUUUCUAUUCUAAUUCAUUUGCUGCUGCACAUGUGGGUUGCUCUUUUGGGAGGCUUUCCAUUCUUCUUUUGGUGAUUACGUUUGGCCAUGGAGGCGUCACCCAUCCCCACGGACACGUUUGGCAGUUGAGGCCACUUCUUUCCAAAAAGAAGCUGCUAGUUCCAAUUGCUGCUGGAGUCAAAUUGAAAGAUCAUCUGCAGGUAUUAGGAGCAGCAUCUAUGGUUACAAGUACUGGGAAGCAUCCAGGUCAGCUGGAGAAUGAUGUAACAUCACCGGCUGGAACUACCAUUGCUGGCAUUCAUGAGCUGGAGAAGGGUGGAUUUCGUGGAAUAUUAACGAAUGCAGUCCUCGCCGCUGCCCGACGCAGCCGGGAGUUUUCACAGAGCCAGUGACAGUGAUGUUCUUAUAUCAGAUUAACUUUGGCCCUGCCUUUUAGUAGCUCAGCGGAGAAUGUUACAGAUUCUUAUAUAUUGUCCCUUGGUACAAUCUGCUGAAUUAGAGGUUGAUUGAAAUACUAUUUUCAAGAUUGGUCUACAGGUAGAAUAAGAUUAGCAAUUAAUAAUAAAAUGUUCUUCUUGAUUUUAUGUUUAUUAACAAAAAUCAGAU
Prunus dulcis (almond) is the source of this 733-nucleotide messenger RNA. RefSeq lists its product as uncharacterized. Lineage: Eukaryota; Viridiplantae; Streptophyta; Magnoliopsida; Rosales; Rosaceae. Gene Ontology annotation, biological process: L-proline biosynthetic process. The coding region runs from base 1 to 519 and encodes 172 amino acids. The record is from RefSeq and is a predicted model, not a curated record. Gene Ontology annotation, molecular function: pyrroline-5-carboxylate reductase activity. The transcript is spliced from 3 exons.